This is a messenger RNA of Amphibalanus amphitrite, 4862 nucleotides long. RefSeq names its product cGMP-inhibited 3',5'-cyclic phosphodiesterase A-like. Lineage: Eukaryota; Metazoa; Arthropoda; Thecostraca; Balanomorpha; Balanidae. The record is from RefSeq and is a predicted model, not a curated record. Bases 138 to 3659 code for a protein of 1173 amino acids. Gene Ontology annotation, molecular function: 3',5'-cyclic-AMP phosphodiesterase activity. The transcript has 14 exons. Gene Ontology annotation, biological process: signal transduction.
CUCCGCGGGGCGUCUAAUUGGCAAGCUGCGCCGUCGAGCGCCGACGAGCGCCGUCGAGCGGCCGGUCGGCGCCGGCGGCCUCGGCCGCCGACGGCACACUAUCGAUCGCACUUGUUGAUUCGUUUCGGCCGCAAUAGAUGGCGGUGUCGGCGGCAGCGGAGCGCCGGUGGCUGCGGGCUGCGGCGGCGCAGUGCCGGACGGCGGCGUCCGCCCGGGAGCCGCCCGCUGACGGGCCGCCGGUCGCGCCGCGGGCGUCAACAUGCGCCAUGUCGGCUAGCCGUCGCUGGGCUGAGGAGUACGUGACCGUGCUGCUGCCGGAGGUGCGGAGCGCGCGCAGUGCGGUGCAGGCGCUGGCGCUCAGUCUGAGCCGGUCCGGCCGGCUGGCGUUCUACGGCGCCCUGCUGACGCUGCUGGCGGCGUCUUUCAGCGCGCCGCUGCUGCGGGCCCUCGGCUGCGCCGGCUGCGUCGUCCUGUCGACGGCGGCGGCCACUUUGACGCUCGAGUCGCUCGGUGGCCGGCACCUGUACCUGGUGCUGUGCGCAUGCGCGCUGGGCGAGCUGCUGCAGCUGGUGUGGCCAGGUGUGCGUCUGCCAGUGCUGGCCGGCGCGCUGCUGGUGCUGGGACCGCGCGGACGGGACGCCCGCCUGCUGGCCACCGCCGCGCUCUGGCUGCUGGUCUCGGCCGGCCGACAGCAGCUGGUGGCACCCUUGCUUUAUCUGUUGGCCGCCGGCGGCGGCGCGCUCGCGCUCUGGCUGCGCGUGCAGCUCUCGGUGGUUCGCUGUGAGCCGGUGGGCGUGGACGGCCGGCCGCUGACGCUGCGUCGUCACCGCGCCAGCGGCAGUGUCUCCUGGAGCGGCGGCAUGGGGCCCAAGAUGAGGCGCACUUCGCUGCCGGCCAUCUCUGUGCAGCGGAGCCAGCUGCCGAUCGCCGUUCAGGCCGUUAACGCCAGCACGAGCGCGGCCAUCAUCGCCGAGUCGCACGGCAUCGUCACCGACCUGCUGGUGGACAGCUCUGCCGCGGCGCUGCCGCCGCACAUCCUCUCCGGCCUGCACACGUUGGCGCAGCUGCUGGAGCCGCCCAGCCACCCGGCGGGCCGACAGCAGCCGCCGCUGCCCGCCCUCCUGCGGCUCGACGAUGCGCUCAGCUCGAGCACCGAUGAGAUCCCCUUCACGGGCGAGACGGCCGGCAAUCUGCAGGCGAGGAAGCGGUCCGUGCACCCGUCCAUGCUGCGGCGCAUGUCGUGCUCCAUGUGGUCAACCACCACCUCCGCCACGGGGAUGCCCACCAUCGAGCCGGAGCCUCCCAACCGGCGGCGGGCCACCAGCUUCCGAAAUACCGUCGAGAUCUCCCCGGCCACAUCGCCGUCACAGAGCUCGGCCAACCUGGUCAGUCUGGGUCACGAGACGCCACCGACCGGCCCCACGGGGCUGGGCAAGCCGCGCAGUUUGUCGGUCAGCUCCCUGCAGCCGUUCAGCCUGCGGCACCGGCUGCGGGAGGUGCGCCGGCUGCCCAUGUCGCCCGCCGCCGACGACGAGCCGCGCCGCCUCAGCGACGACGACGCCAUUCCCGAGCUCGACGAGCGCUCCUCGCUCACGGCGCGAGUGGCUGUUUCGCGGAGUCCGAGUCCGAGCAGGAAGGCGGCGCCGACCGGGCCCUCCACGACGCCGCCGCCGCCCUCGACGACGCCUCCCCCUCCGCCGCCGCCGCCCCCUCCGCCGGCCACCUUAGCGCCGGCGCCGCCCACCACGCCGGUCGUAACAGGCAAGCUGGGCUUCUCGCCGCGGAAACUGAGCGUCCUACAAGAGGAGCCUACUGCUGGCGGAAGUACCGGCGAGGCCGACCAGCUCUGUGACCGAUGUCGGCAGCGGGGCGCGCAGCGACCGUCACCGCCUCGAUGUGCGCUCUGCCACGCCGAGCCGCGUCACCAGUGUGCCCUGUGUCUGGCGCACCAGCGCAGGAGGCCCAGUGAGCCGUACCUGCGCGUGUGCAACCACAGCAGUGGGCCGCGGCGACACAGUGCCAACCUCGAGUGCACGAUGCGGCACGGCGCGGGCGACGGCCGCCGGGGUCCGCACGGCGGCUGGCACUGCCGAGUGGCGGCCCGGGACUGUCGGAUACCGCUCAGUCCGACGCGCUGCUGUGAUGUGGUCGGCGCAGAGUUCGACCUCAUCCAGGAGGUGACGCGAGAGGAGGACGAACACGAGACCGACAAGAGCACACACGAGGAGCCCACGGACGACAAGACGAUCCUGUUGGCUGACGGCUCGCGCUACAACACGGACUUCCUGCAGACGGACCCGCUGCUGGCCAGCAUCCAUCUGUGGGACUACCCGAUCUUCGACCUGGAGCGGCAGGCCGGGAACCUGAUGCUCAGUCAGGUGUGCUACCGGGUUUUCCACGACACCGGCCUCCUAGAAACGUUCCGAAUUCCUCUUCAGGAGUUCUUCAACUACUUCCAUGCCCUGGAAAUGGGAUACCGAGAUAAGCCCUACCAUAAUCGUAUGCACGCGACCGACGUGCUUCAGGCAGUGUACUACCUGACGUCGCAGCCGAUCCCGGGCUUCCAAGUGCUGCCAGAGGACGACAUGGAGCCAGAGAAGGAUGAGACGUGUAGCAGUCCCGGCCUCGGACAGCGGCAGACGUUCGCUGCCGAGGAGUCGUAUGGAGUGAUGGGCGCCAACUUCCCCGCACUGGAACUAAUGGCACUCUACACCGCUGCGGCCAUGCACGACUUCGAUCACCCGGGCAGGACCAACGCCUUCCUCGUCACGACGAUAGCGCCGCAGGCGGUGCUGUAUAACGACCGGUCGGUGCUGGAGAACCACCACGCGGCCGCCGCCUGGAGCCUGUUCCUGUCUCGCGCCGAGCACAACUUCCUCUGCCAUCUGGAGAGGUCCGAGUUCAAGCGCUUCCGCUUCCUGGUCAUCGAGGCCAUCCUGGCGACGGACCUGAAGCGGCACUUUGAGAUCCUGGCAGAGUUUACCUCCAAGUUCCAGAACUCGGAAGGUACCGACUGGCGCUCGGAGACGGACCGCCUGCUCGUAAUGGAGAUGGCCAUCAAGCUGGCCGACAUCAACGGCCCGUGCAAGGACUUCCCGCUGCACUACCAGUGGACGCAGCGCAUCGCAGAGGAGUUUUAUGAACAGGGCGACGAGGAGCUGGCGCUGGGCCUGCCCGUAUCGCCCUACAUGGACCGGAAGAACCCGCAGCUGGCCAAGCUGCAGGAGUCCUUCAUCAACCACCUAGUCGGCCCCAUGUGCAACGCCUACUACGAGUCCGGCCUGAUGCCAGGAAUCUGGGUGGAAAACGAGGAGUCGCCCGACAGCAGCUCAUGUCCGUCCGACUCUGACGAUGACGAAGAGAAACCUCCGCGCCGGAGGAACGUGUUCUGCAUUCAGACGGAGCACCUGAUGGCCAACCACGCCCGCUGGACGGACGUUAUACGGGAGGAGCAGUCGGCGCGCGAUGUGUCAGUGUCGGUGUCAGUGUCAGUGUCAGCGGCGCCCUCCGGCGGCCCCUCGGAGGCACGGCUCGAGGAUGACGGCUCGGAGAGCUCGCUCCACGAGGAGACGGCCGAUGAAAUGGAGACUAUCACUGAGGAGCGCUCCCCCUCGCCUGGCUCCCGCCGGUUUAGCUAUGACCAAGACUCGAAGCUAUGAUUAGUGCGAACUCUCGUUAGUGGUGUCUCCAAGUGGUUCUCAAACCGCCUGAGGCCGCGGUCCGGUGCCGCGUCCACCUCAGCUGCCGGCAGUGAGACCACAGCGCCCGCCGCGGCGCCGGCGCCAACCGCUAGUGCGCGCGGCGGCCGCCAGGGGCGGUCGAGUCGCCUCAGCCGUGCGUGGACUCGACCCGCUAACGAGAGUUGAUAUUGCCUGAAGACGCUGCGCCAGCGCGCUCGGUGUGCGGGAUGUGUGACGUGCCAUCGCGGACGGCGGGAGAGUGACGAGGCCAGCCCGCCGGCCGCCCACAGGGUAACAUGAACCCUCAUCGCUCGCUCUCGGCGAGCGAAUCGCUAUACUCUUCCUGGGGUGACAACUGUUAUUUGCGCUUUGUGCUCGAGCCCGAGCCGCGACUCGGCAUGUAACAAGUCUGCGUGUAUGCUCCUGUGUUCUGUUCGCGCCUCGUCCGAUAGAGCCCGUAGAGGACCUCUAAACUCAGGUGUUCUGGUCAUACGAUGUCGAUGUUCCAGAUUGGAGGCAUGCCUCAAAACUCGCCUCGGAGUGAGAAUCUCUUACAACGAACUCAUUCAGAACGCGAGAAUCUCGAUGGUAUUCAUUGGUGCGGGGCAGAACGCGCCCUUACGAUAUCUGCGCCAGUUUCUGUAUCAUGAUUUGGCAUCUCCAUACUGUCCGUUGCGUUUAGCGCUCUAUUAACUCGCUGGUCGGGCCAGUGUCGUGCCGGUCUCCGGUCAUAUCGCAGCCAGCGACGCUUGUGGCGCUUUCGACCGCUCGCGGUGGUCUACAGUAUUCACCGCGGCGGGCGGGCCGCGCUAACCGAGCGGCAGAUCGCCGUGAGCGUACCGCCGGCCAUCGCCGACCGGUUUCUAUCGAUGUCCACGUUUGUUAUAUAUCGAUGUUUUUGCCUAUCGAUGUCGACUGUCGUACUUCUGGUUGUCCGUUCAGAGCUCCGAGCGGACACGUACAAACUGGGCGCUGCAACGCCGGCGACCGGUUAUCGAGCCCCGCCGACCGGUCCUGUGGUCCGUACCGCGGUCCUGCGGUCCUGUCGGUGGUCUGCGGCCGGUCCUCGGACCACAGUGGACCGCGGUCCGAGAGCCCGCUCCUCCAGAGACGCGCUGGCUACCGCCUGCUGGUCGGACAAGGCCCGCGCGUAUCGCACUGCUAAUAUACAUGUGACGUAUA